AUGAAAAAUAAAGAAGGUGCUAUUGGUUUGGCGCAUGCACUAAACGAAGCAACUUCCUAUAUUCAUGAGUGUAGUGUUUGUCAUUCUUUAACUGAAAAUGAAGUCUGUGAUAUUUGUUGCUCAAAUGAUCGGGAUGAUCAGCUGCUUUGUGUGGUUGAGUCUCCUGCAGAUGUAAUGGCAAUAGAACAGUCUGGUAGCUUUAGAGGCAAAUAUCAUGUAUUGGGUGGACAUUUGUCGCCUUUAGAUGGUAUUCCAUAUCUAGUGCAGCGUUUAACCGAUGGUAAAAUUACGGAAGUAAUUUUAGCCACCAAUGCAACUGUAGAAGGGCAAGCGACUGCGCAUUAUCUUGUAGAAGCGACAAAACAUUUGUCUUUGCAAAUGACACGGAUCGCACAAGGUGUGCCACAAGGUGGUGAAUUGGAAUAUGUGGAUAGUCAUACGUUGAGUCAGGCUGUUCAUAAUCGCAUGAGAAUGAAAUAG
Messenger RNA from Oppiella nova, 480 nucleotides. The record is from the annotation of a GenBank genome assembly. NCBI's taxonomy places the organism in Eukaryota, Metazoa, Arthropoda, Arachnida, Sarcoptiformes, Oppiidae.